Molecule: messenger RNA, 2657 nt
Organism: Aedes albopictus (Asian tiger mosquito)
Lineage: Eukaryota; Metazoa; Arthropoda; Insecta; Diptera; Culicidae
Product: tetraspanin-33
Exons: 3
Coding region: 426-1262 (278 amino acids)
Cellular component (GO): plasma membrane
Source: RefSeq, a predicted model, not a curated record
UUCAUCAGUCAUCAAAAUCAGAUCGCCCGUCGCUCGCGAGUCGUCAACCAUUUACGGACGGAGCUAGAUGUAGAAAAUCUUGUUUUUAGAAAGUGUUUUGUGUGCAAUAUUUUCCAGCGGAACGCUGCUGGCCUGGUGACUAAUCUGAUUGCGUUGGGUUGGGUGUGGAAUCGGACGCCGAAGCGCACCAUUUCCGGAUAGUUUCAGCUCUGAAAGGAACCCCCGAAAAAGAGUGUGUUUCAUUAAAAGCUACCCACGGUCAGUCGAACGCGAGAAAUAAGCAUAAUUUCGCAUCGUUGCGUUCGCUACCGAGGUGGUGGGCGCAGGGGGAGCAAAAACAGUACGACAGAAGAGGCGAACCGGACUGAUUGCAAUUUUGUAGCUGGGUGGCGCGCGUGUAGGAUUAGAACUCCUCGUCGGUCAGAAUGCCACCGUACCGCUACCCGACGCAGAACUUUACGUACGUGAGUUCAUGCGUGAAGUAUAUGAUAUUCCUGUUAAACUUCAUAUUCUGGCUGUUCGGAGGGCUGCUGAUUGGAAUAGGAUUCUACGCGUUUGUAGACAAAUGGCAGGCCACCGGAUUGAUUAAGCUGGAAACGGUGUACGACAUUGUGCUGAACAUUUCGCUGGUGAUGAUUAUUGCCGGAGGGAUCGUCUUUGUGGUCAGCUUCGCCGGAUGUUUGGGAGCCCUGAGGGAAAACACUUGCCUCCUGAAGUUCUACUCGCUGUGCUUGCUGAUGUUCUUCCUGUGCGAAAUGGCCGUGGCUAUAGUGGGAUUUGUGUUUCCUCAUAAGAUGAACAUCGUGCUGGAGGAUUCUUUCACGGACAAGAUCAUAACCACCUACCGGGACGAUCCGGAUCUGCAGAACUUUAUCGAUUUUGCCCAGCAGGAGUUCCACUGCUGCGGGCUUAGUAACGAAGGCUACCUGGACUGGGGCAAGAACGAGUACUUCAACUGCUCCUCGCCCAGUGUGGAAAAGUGCGGCGUUCCGUACAGUUGCUGCAUUAACGCUACCGACAUCUCGUCCGGGCUGGUCAACAUCAUGUGCGGCUAUCAUAUCCAGCAGCAGUCGGUGGCCGCCGCCAGCAAAAAGAUCUGGACCAGCGGGUGCAUCGAAAUUGUGCGCGUCUGGGCCGAACGGAAUCUCUACCUGAUAGCGGGCAUUGCCCUGGGGGCGGCCCUCAGUCAGCUGUUUGUGAUCUAUCUGGCCAAAACGCUCGAAGGUCAGAUCGAUUUGCAGAAAAGUCGCUGGUCGUCGUGAGCGUACGUGGGCGGCGGCUGGGGCGGUGGACGAGCGGUUUAAGUGCGCGAACGGAGCGAGCGCCUGCGCGCGACACGAUAAUGAACUGAAAGACUAUGAAUCUAGAUUCCAUCAAAUAUAUGUGUGCACUGGAGAGCUGUAAGCAAUGCGGAUGAAGAUCCUCCCGUUGACCGCGUACUGUGACUACUAUUUUAAGCGUUGUUUGCCCACCCGAAAUGAUGAAACGGAUCUGGAACUCAUAUCUGCUGACAAAGCAUAUACGUAGAUCGGUGAGGAUUCUCCUGACCAUGAAAUUAACUGAACAAGUCACAUCCUAGCGUCUAGUAUGUCCUCUAAGUGUUUAUGUUCGAACAAAAUGUAGAAUUACUAUAUAACUAUAUAGAAGAAAGACACAAAUCUCCUCACUUCCUCACUUGUAUUCGACUAUGGAGACGACGAAAACGUUAUACAUACCGAUAGAACUCAUAUUUUUAACUCGAUAGACCGAUGCAUUUUACGCCGGAGGAUAUUUUUAGUACUCCCUGAUUGUUCUGAGGCAAUGCAAGAAGUAGAAGAACUGUGAUUGGCUGAUUGCUAUAUUUCCGAAUGUGUUAUUUCUGCGGAAGCACUAAGAAACACAAAACUCCUGUUAAAGCAGAGCAUCUUCUUUCCGAUAUUUAAUAAUUUCCAAAAGACUCGAGAUAUUCAUUAUUUUACAAGCAUCUUAAAAAAAGAGCAUACAAAUAUAAAUGUAGAUUUCGGAUAAAGAAGAAUCAUAAUUUAACGGUAUUCUACCACUUUGGUUUCCAACCUCCCGACUUAUUAUCUUUUAAUCAUAGAGCGCACUCGCACUCAAAUUAAAAUCAAAAGUAUUAUAUCUAAAAACAUUGCUCCGCGAUCUCUGUUCUUAGUACUAUUCACCAGUCUACAUGGUUCCAAGCACAAUCAAAUCAAAAUUUAUCUCAUUUUACGUUCAAUCUAGAUAUUACGAGUGAGUUAUAUUAGUCUGCAUUUGAAGUGUUCUUAGCUGGUCUUUUCAAUUUUAAGUUCCUUACACCAUAAAUCUUCAGAAUAACAAACUUGAACUAUCGAUAAACUUUUUGGAUAAACUACAAAAAUGACGAAUGUGUUUCAUCGUAGAAUUUAGUAGUAAGCAAGUAAAAUGUUUACUGUGAAGUAUUUAGAUAGCAAGAGCGACAAAGCCAAUGCUGGUGACUCCUUGAAAAGGGAAAUGGGAGGGGCUACAAACGUGGUAAGAAUUCGAAUUCAUGAGGGAAGAAGAAACAAUAGAAUUAUAUUAUUAUUAUAUUGAAAGCUAUGUCAUUAUUUGUAAAGCUCAAAGAUAGCCUCUAGAAUUUCCGAUGACAAAGAACCGAUAAAUAAACAAAUAAAAUUUACUGCUGGUGUCAUACAAAA